This is a messenger RNA of Maniola jurtina (meadow brown), 4849 nucleotides long. Its product is annotated as membralin. The transcript is spliced from 11 exons. Gene Ontology annotation, biological process: response to endoplasmic reticulum stress; positive regulation of ERAD pathway. Gene Ontology annotation, cellular component: endoplasmic reticulum. Bases 232 to 2469 code for a protein of 745 amino acids. The record is from RefSeq and is a predicted model, not a curated record. Lineage: Eukaryota; Metazoa; Arthropoda; Insecta; Lepidoptera; Nymphalidae.
CAGAUGACAGUUCUUCGUUUUUAUCACAGAACUAAACACGAAAAUUGUGAUUAUUUUAAUUUUAUUAUGAAAAGAAGUGAAAUGGUUAACGAUUGUAUGUAAAUAACAACGAAAACGUAUUAAUGCAUAGAAUAUCAAGAUUUCAAUAGUAAGAUGCAGUUAGAUUGAUAUGAAAUUUUAUAUGUAAAAGAGAAAAACAGUGCUGUUGUACCAGAUCACAAACUUAAAGAAAUGAGUAAUGCUAGAGGUGCCAAUGCAAUGAACAAUCUACCAGCUGGUGUCAACCCAGAGAACAAUCUACUGCCUGGUGGACCAAUCAUAAACCAAGCAAUGAAUAGAAAUAGAAAUAAUAACCAGAACCCUUUAUUCAAUGUAAGAGAGAGAUUGUUCCAUGCAUUAUUCUUUAAAUUUGCAAUAGCAUAUGCCCGCACAUUCCCUCGACCUGUGCGGAGAUUCUUUGAAUUCCUAGUGCUCUUAAAAGCACUUAUAGCAUUCUUUGUGCUUGCAUACAUACAUAUAGUGUUCUCGAGAACACCCACAACAUGUUUGAAUCAUGUGAAAGACUCGUGGCCGAGAGAUGGUAUUCUGAGAGUGGAAAUAUUGAGGAAUCCAGCAAAUGAUUACACAAUUGAACAAAGCUAUGCUAAGGAAAGGAAAUUAAAAAAGGAUAAGGAGGAAUUUAUGCUAGGAAUGCUGGCUACAGAGGGAUUCAUAAACAUAGAAUCAUCAACAAACGAAGAUAUAGAGGAAGACGAAUAUUUGCGUGAUGGAACAGACUAUGGUAAUAUAACACGCAUACACGACGAGAAUGAAGAUUCACAGAACCAGGUGAUAGAGACCGGGUUCUUUGUAGACAGUAAACCGGAGUUGAAUGAACCAACUGAUCUCAAUCAAACUAUUAUACCGGGUGAAGAGGUGGAGCCAACAUCUUCUAUAUGGGAAGGCAUUAUGGGUCUUGUAGAAGAUAUUGAUAGGGAUUCUAAACUUGUUGAUGAGUCCCUCGAUGAGUCGGCACUCAAUGAUUCAUCAAAAGAUGAAGAUUAUAUUCUAGAAUAUUCUCUGGAAUAUGGGUUCCUACGACUUUCGCCGAGCGCGAGACUUCGUCUAAAAAUUCCCGUCAAAAUCGUCACAUUGGACCCGCAGAAGGACGAAUGUUUCGGCGACACGUUCUCACGUUUCGUUCUCGACGAGUUCUUGGGCUAUGACGACCUUCUGAUGGCUUCUAUCAAGGGUUUGGCUGAACAAGAGGAUAAUAAGGGUUAUUUAAGAAAUGUGAUCACCGGUGAGCACUAUCGCUUCGUGUCGAUGUUGACGGCGCGGAGCUCCUACAUUGCUGCUUUCUUCAUUAUGCUGGUCUUUACCGUAUCAAUAUCGAUGCUGCUCAGAUAUGCUCAUCACCAGAUAUUUGUAUUCAUCGUGGAUCUGCUGCAGAUGCUCGAGUUCAACGUGACCGUGUCGUUCCCGGCGGCGCCACUGCUCACGGUUAUUUUGGCGCUAGUUGGUAUGGAGGCCAUCAUGUCGGAGUUCUUCAACGACACUACGACAGCUUUCUAUAUCAUCCUCAUUGUAUGGAUCGCUGAUCAGUACGAUGCUAUCUGCUGUCACACUGCGAUCGCCAAGAGACACUGGUUGAGGUUCUUCUACUUGUACCACUUCUCGUUCUACGCCUACCACUACCGCUUCAACGGCCAGUACAGCAGUCUCGCCCUUGUCACCUCUUGGCUCUUCAUACAGCACUCCAUGCUGUAUUUUUUCCACCACUACGAGCUGCCGGUGAUACUACAGCAAGCGCAACUGCAACAGCUUCUAUUACGAACUCACCACGGCAUGGGUGGAAUGAUGGGGCUCGCAGGUAUUGCUGCCCUGGCAAGUGGUGCGGCGUACCAUGACGCUCCCGGUACAGGUACGCAAGCUACUCCGCCCACGACUCAGUCCACGACGCAAACCGUUCAGAACACGGUGCAAUCUACUACGCAAACAUCGCCAUCUGUAUCCACCGCCCAAACUAACACCACUCAUACAGGUGAUGUAGUAUCCUCUCGAGUUACCACCACACAAACUACAGCAACAGGCACUAAUACUACAGCUAUUGAAGAAGAAAGAGCUGUAGCAACGCCCAUCAAUGAAUCGAUAAUAAAUGCAGACAAAACAAACUCUCUCGCGCCGACUGUGGAAAAGGCUAUAAACAUUCAAGAAAUCAAAAGAAAGAAAUCCGAAGACGAUAUUAAGACUGUUCGAAGUAGCAAUUCAGCUACUAUAAAUCUUGACAAUGAAAUCAGUAAUUUGCCGGGUAGAGCAAAAAAUGAUAACAUAACAAACUCUAACGUGGACAAAGUUGAGAGUUUAACUUUAGAUCGUAGACGAGUUGCAAGUGCGGAGAACGAAGACGGUCCUCCUUUUACAAGUACAGCAACAACUAUGGUGCAACGAGCUCCUAUAGCGAGUCCUGAGGCUGAUGAUUUAGACUAGAUUCUUAAUAUAAAUUAUCUCUAUGCUUUCUCUAUUAUAACAUGCAGUUUGUAUUUUAUAUAAGUUAAAAGAAUCUGAAGUCAUGGCCGUAAAGUUAAUAGGUAAUAUUUUGUGAAUUACUCUUAAGUGCAUUUGUACAUGAUAACUUUUUCGCGCGCAGUUGACUCGCGUUCAACAGCGCUGCAAACGCAGAUCGUACUGGUGCAAAGAUAAAAAUACGCUUAGUAUGAGAUUUUACAUUUUACUUAACGUUGGUAGCAUUCGAGCGCCAAAACACAAUAACGUCAGAGUAAAAUGAAUCUACCUUGCCUUGAAUAAGUCGAAAUUUCGGUUCCAUCGAUUUUAAUUUCGAAACGUAUUCAUCUGGAGCGCUGGCUGUAGAUGUAUGGACGAACUUGAUCUUUAAAACAAAACUGUUAAGAUCUAUUUUAGUCCAGCCCAAGUGUUUCGCCGCUCGAAUUCCUUCAACAUUGAUGUAAAAUCUUAUGCUAAGCACAGAGACUGUGUGCAUCUAAUUUCACUACAUUGUGAGUUGCAUUACAUUUAAUCUAUCUCGCUUCGAUGGCGCCUGAAAAAGUCGUCGCGUACAAAUCCUCGAAUGUAGAUGGUACUUAUUUAUCAUGGAACUCGCUAAGUUAAGCUCGGUUUAGAUUGUCUUAGUCAUGAAGGAAAGAAUUAUAAUGUGUUUAAGUAGUAUACUUAUACGGUUAAGAUGCGUGCAGCCGUUUCAGAGGUCUUUCGGUUUUGUAUUUCAGAACAUCAAAUCAAAAAUUUAUUUAACUGAGAGUUAAUUUGGUGUUUGUAAAAUAUUACAUUUUUUUUUAAAUUGUAAUAGUGCUAUAUAAUUUAUUGCUAAGGGAGUAAAAAACUCUGUAUUGUAUGGAAUAUAAUAAGUAAAUUAAAAAACUUUUUUUCGUUUUGUUGAUUAAAAUAUUAUGUAAAACUAGGAUUAGAAAAAUAAACCGUCGCAAAAUAUUUUUGUUUAAAUACUUAGUGUAAGUAAAGCUUUUUGAUGUAGUUGAAGUAAAGGGAUGAUUUAUACUAGGCCCGGGUCCGGAUAGGAGACUGUUCAAAUGAUUGUGGUAUGACAUUAUGGCUUACUCUAUUGUACACAUUCUCUAAACUAAAAUGGUCUAAAUGUGCUCAUUCUUUUUUCAAGACUCCCGCGGCAAAGGGGAAUUCAGACCGGUCAAGUUUAGAGAAUGUGUACAACAGAAUUAGCCAUACUGAAUGAAGUGAUUCCCAGCUACAACGUGCCGCGCCGUGUAUAGACGAGGCCUGGAUGCGCCACGGCGUAAACUGAACGCGGCCUAACUCCUAUGAUUUAUCAUUACAAUGUCUUGUGCUUUCUAAUAAUGUAGUUCCUUAGUUGUUAACUUUUUUUAAUUAUAUAAAGUUUAUUUAUUGUGCUCAAGAUAUAUAGCAAGAUGCAAUGAUGCAGUUUGACAACUGCCAACGCAAGAGUUUUGUUUAUUAUAAAUAAGUUUUGGUAGAGUAUGCUUUUUUUUUGUGUUAGGAACCCGAUAUUUGUCAAUGUACUGAGCACUACACCAAAUUGUCUCUCAAUGAAAUGGCCUUUUGAACGUUCGGCCAGUGCGUUGGACUAAUCCGGCAGGCCAACAUAUGCCGCUACUCAUAAGUAUGGCCAAUUACGCUAAGUGCUUUUGUACACAUUGGCCCAACGUUUCCUUAGGACCUUAAUGCUACUUUUUGAUAUCAGUUAAAAUUUUAUGGGUAACUCUCAUACGACAAGGUGAUUGUUAGUUUAAGUUAUGGCUGCCAUUACAGCAAGUGUAAAUACCUAGAUUCGAUAUUUAUUAGAAACUGAGCUCUUAGUACGAAUUUGCACAUUUCGACAACGUGACAGAUUUCAUCAAAACACUAUAAAAUAUUUAAUCUGCUGGUCGAUUGCAGAAUAUCUGCAUCAAUCAUUGCUAAAAUGUCAGCUGUUGUAUUUGGCUCAAUUUAUUGUAUUCCUGCUGCUACAAUGAAUUCAAACCAAUAGUGAGAGAGUGUCAGACAAUCAUAGGUGAUUUCGAUCGUCACACUUACUGCAAUUGACACCCGGCGUUACCGACUCUUUUACAAUGUUUCCGCAUGGUACGCUGGCUAUGGAUCUAUAGACGAAUCAAAUAAACCUUAAAACGAGCGAGUUAAGGUCCAUUAUACUGUAAUGUUAUGGUGUUUCAAAUUUCGAUACUCGAAAUCUAUCAACCUUAUCGAGAUGUGCAUUCUUAUACUAAGCUUACCGAUUGUGUAGCAUCAAGUUUUUUAAUUUGUUACACCGAAUAUGCUUAGUGAGAAGCAGUGGUGCUUGCUGGAGUCGGCGUAUUCAUUUGAUUCAGUGAUUUAGUUUAUUGCAAUAAAUAUUUUUGUUCAA